AUGACUCUAUCUCGCCACGUCGAUCCCGACGAGCUCAUCAAGACUCUGCGAGAUGGCUCGCACGACAGCCUCAAAACCAACAUCCACACUGAGAAUGCCGUCGCAAGUACAACCCCAUAUUCAACCCGCUAUGCCAGCAAAGAGGCCAUUCCCAAGUUUCGCAUACCCACAGAAGGCACACCUGCAGAUGUCGCAGCGCAGCUACUUCGUGACGAGCUCGAUCUCGACGGACGCCCCAAUUUGAAUCUGGCCAGCUUCGUUGGAACAUACAUGGAACGACAGGCAAAUGCACUGAUGUACGAGAAUAUGGCCAAAAACCUGUCAGACGCCGACGAAUACCCUGCUUUGAUGGCCAUGCACGCGCGAUGUGUUUCCAUAAUAGCUAAUCUUUGGGGCGCCCAAUCCAAAGAGAAAGCGAUUGGAUCAGCAACCGUUGGAUCUUCCGAAGCAAUCAUGCUUGGCGGUAAAGCAAUGCAGCGCCGAUGGCAGGAAAAGAGACGAGCAGCUGGGAAGGAUACUUCUCGACCCAACAUUCUCAUGGGAGCCAAUGCACAGGUAGCCCUGGAGAAAUUUGCCCGAUACUUUGAUGUGGAGGCACGUAUUCUAGAUGUUUCGGAAAAGAGCAAUUAUGCCCUCGAUCCAGAAAUGGUCCGUAAAAACAUCGACGAGAAUACUAUCGGCGUUUUUGUUAUUCUUGGCUCCACCUACACUGGACAUUAUGAGCCUGUGGAAGAGGUUUCGAAGAUUUUGGAUGAAUAUGAAGCCGAGACUGGCCAUGAUAUACCAAUUCACGUCGAUGGGGCAAGUGGCGGUUUCAUCGCACCUUUCACGUAUGUUGGUGGUGGUCAAAAGUGGAACUUUGAACUCCCUCGAGUCAAGUCGAUCAACACUUCUGGCCACAAAUUCGGACUUGUAUACGCUGGACUAGGUUGGAUCAUCUGGCGUGAUCAGUCAUACCUUCCCAAGGACCUGAUCUUUGAGUUACACUACCUGGGAGGUACUGAAGAGUCGUACACACUCAACUUCUCAAGACCUGGAGGGCAGGUCAUCGCGCAGUACUACAACCUCAUUCAUCUCGGAUUUAACGGAUACCGCGACAUUAUGGAGAAUUGCCUUGCAAACGCACGCCUACUUAGCAAAGCUCUAGAAAAGACGGGCUGGUUCACAUGUGUCAGCAGUAUUCAUCGCAAGAAGUCAUUGAAGGCGGCCAAGGAUACUGUGCUUGGUGAAGGACAGGAGACCUCUGCCGACUACGUGGCCGGACUGCCUGUCGUGGCUUUCCGAUUCUCCGAUCAGUUCCAGAAAGAUUACCCUCAUGUGAAACAGGAAAGUGUCAGUAUUCUGCUUCGGGCGAAGCAGUAUAUCAUUCCCAAUUAUCCACUUCCCCCGACUGCUAACAAGAUCGAGAUCUUGCGAGUAGUCGUCCGAGAGAGCAUGAGUGCCGACCUUCUCGAGCGCCUGAUAGCCGAUAUUAUCGCCGUCACGGAGAGACUGGUUGAUUCAGACCCCGUCGAUUUGUCUACACUACAGACUCACGCGCAUCGUUCUCGUAUUGAGCGGAGACGUGAUCAUGCCGAAAAGCUUGGACAACAAGCUCACGAUCAGCCGCGUCAUCAAAUGGCGAAGAUGGGUGAGGGUGUGCAUAAGACGGUGUGUUGA
This is a messenger RNA of Talaromyces amestolkiae, 1659 nucleotides long. RefSeq lists its product as uncharacterized. Gene Ontology annotation, biological process: L-glutamate catabolic process. Lineage: Eukaryota; Fungi; Ascomycota; Eurotiomycetes; Eurotiales; Trichocomaceae. Bases 1 to 1659 code for a protein of 552 amino acids. Gene Ontology annotation, molecular function: glutamate decarboxylase activity; pyridoxal phosphate binding. The transcript has 5 exons. The record is from RefSeq and is a predicted model, not a curated record. Gene Ontology annotation, cellular component: cytosol.